This is a messenger RNA of Cladocopium goreaui, 3137 nucleotides long. The record is from the annotation of a GenBank genome assembly. NCBI's taxonomy places the organism in Eukaryota, Dinophyceae, Suessiales, Symbiodiniaceae.
AUGGCCAGGGAAGGAGAAAAAGCGGGAUUGAAUCAGAAGAUCCCUGUUGACAUCAUCUAUUGUAGUGAGACGGAUGUCGUGCAUGUUGAGCCGCACUUUGCUUCGCCGGAGCCCCUUCAGCAGGACCCAGACUUUGCUUCGCUGGAGCCGGAGCCGUUGGAGCCGGUGCUGGAAGAGACAGAGACCUCAGAGAUCGGGAUAGAUCCCGACACUGCAGAGGGGGACACCAAUGACGACAAUGCAGAUCCUUAUGACACCGGGACCGAGCCCCAUGCAGCGACCGUGGAGACUGUGGAGACCGUGGAGACGCUGGAGACGGAGACCCAUGGCCGUACCGAGGUGCCUGCGAACGACGAACUGGAGACAGAAGCACCAGUUCCACCGGACGCUGUCAAGGAGGAAGCCCCGGAGGCUUCGGGCGAGUCUCUGAAGGAUGAUGAGAAGUGCUCCGACGGCGGCAUUGCCGCUGUAGCAGCUGUAGCGGCUCAGGAUGCUGAUGCCAAUGGCUCCGACACGGGUCCCUUGGACAUCAGCGACGCGCAGACCCUGCUCUGCGAGGAGCUUCCGGCGCGAGAGACGACCGGAAGCGUUCUGGCGUCGGAGGCAGCUGUCGACGCGGUGCACGCUGUGGAGUCUUCGGUGUCGAAGGCAGCGGACAUCGAGCCGACAGAGGUGCCAUUGCCGUCGGAGACGGUCCUGGUGCCGGGAUCUCCGACCUCCCAAGGCCGGAGCCCAAUGUCGAAGAUCCCCGAGGCCGUUUUUUAUGAGGUGCCCCUGAUGCCGCCAGAGACCUUCUUUGAGCCUGCCGCCCUGGAGCGGUUCAAGGAAGAGGCGAUGUCUGAAUAUUCCGAGCUGCUGUCAUGGCUCCUCAGUCCUUUGGAUUGCGCAGAUCCAGAAAAGGCCCUGCGACGACACCAGGAGGAGGAGGAAGAGGAGGCCGAAUGUCGAAGCACCGUGCUUCGGGUUGCAAGGCGGCAGAUGUGGCGUGAGCGCAGCAGGAUCAAUGGGAGCCAAAGUCGGACAGAGACCAAGGGAGUUAUGCCUCAGGGGCAAGAAAUGAGAAAGCUGCAGUCGCAGUUGGCAGAUAUGAGAGAAGAAGUGAGUGCGCUGGUUGAAACAAUUGAUGAGCGGAAGGCGGAGCUGACUGGGAUUCUGAAACAGCAGCAGGAGAUGCGAGGUGAAGUCACUACGUGGAACACUCGCGUUACGGAGUUGGAGGCGCGUGCAGUGGACCAACGCAUGGCUGGGAAGGUGCUGGCACCGCAGCAGGCUCCCGUGAUCUUUCGCGCUGAGUCUUUACCUGCCCUUUGGAAGGCGCCAUCGCCUGCACGAGACUCAGAGGCAGCCUACCCAAAUGCGUCUCCCAUCCCAGCCUGGGCCCAACGUGCCUGGGCGCCCACCAUGCCAUCCACGCCUUCACCGGUGCCACAUGCCAUCUCUCCUUCCAUCUCCUCCCCUGGCGGUCCAGCUCCUGCCAUGCCACUACCUGUGCCCAGCCCAGGGCGCACUGUGGCUGGGCUGUGCAGCCCGGGAGGCAUUGGCUCACCCCCCUGUCGCGUGGUCAGCUGGUCACCACGCAGCCCGUGGAGUCCUGUGGUCCCUGUAGGUGGCAGCGCUCUUCUACCGCCUCGGGUGGCAGGGUCUCCUCAGCAACAUCCGCAUGCGCAGCAUGCGCAGCUGCGGCCGGGCAGUAUGGUGGUUCCUGCCGGCAGCCUGCAACUUCCACCUGGCCAACCGAAGGCUCGGAUGGUCACAAGCUUCAGCACAGGCACCGCAAAGUCCGGUGCGUCCAGGAGCUCCGUCCAGCCCAUGCCAGAGUUUCAGGCGGCGCUGUCUUUUGUUGUACUCGUUUUGCAACUGGAAAGCUGCCACGUACGAUUGGAGUUUAAGCACUUUUCCUUCAAUCUCGAAUUGCCAUUAGGUGGGAUGACCAUCUUUCGUGGCUCACAGCAUGAUGGUGGGCUGCCAAAACGAUCAAAACGCUUGGGCGAAGGGACGCGGUUGGAGCGCUGCAGCAGGGUGCCACGGAUGGAGCCAGAUCCGCCCAUGACGGCUUCUCCGAAGCUUCCAGGGCCAAGUGCUCGAGAUGUUUAUCGCCACCCGCUUGAGCCAUCGCAGAGGACGGACGCUUCUAUGCAGGAAAUCGAACGCUUGUUGAAGGUGAACCAUGACCUUCAGCAACAGGUGGCACAAAAGGUGCCCGAAGCUCCAUGGUCUUUGAGCCCAGAACGGCCAAGGGAAGUUCCAGGGAGCCGUUGCCAGGCUGCCCUGGCAGCUCUCGAACCGGUUGCACUUCCCGAGCGCUGCGGGCAGAGCCUUUUGGCCAGCUCUAGAGGUUCCAACCUUCCCGACAUGAACCGUUGGGAGGCCUUUGGCUCCCUGACGGCGGAGAAGGAGGCGUUAACGGGCAAGUUGAAGUCAGAGGAGUUGUUACAGCUGGAGUCGGUUCGCUUGGCCACUGAGGCGGAGGUGUGCACCAGGCAUCACACGCGUCGCGGGGCCGAAUCCACCGGGGGCGCCAUGUGCGACUACGUCGCUCCAACCAGCAGCGUCACGAGCGCCAACCCCAAGGCCAGUCGCUCCUCAGUGGAUGAGCUGCUCAUGACAGCAGCACGGGAGAGUGCAAAUGCACCAAACCGAGCACUGAAGCGGCGUGUCCGUCAACGCUUGCACAAAAAGCUUGGUGCGAUCCUCACUUUGGAGGAGUUUGAGAGGGCAAAGGAGCGUUUCCGUAGCAUGGAAGAGCAACAGUCGGGACGCUUGACGUGGCAUAGCAACGAGGCCAAGCCCAAAGUCCCCGCAAGGGUCGGCUACACCAACUCGAUGCCAUCGCAGCUGCCGCCACCAAUGGGCCUAGGAAUCCCUGCCUGGGCCGAAUCGUUUCCAGAGCCUACCAUUCCUGUGAGUGCUCUGCCGGCCUUCUUACCAGUCAGGGAGGUGGUGUUUCCAGGACAAGCUUGGUCUCCAGAGGAGCCAAAUAUGCAAGUGUUGGAAAAGACCUUGGAGCUUCUAUGGCGUGGCGAGCAGGAAGAUGAUCAGCAUCCCUUUGUGGAUCAAGGACUCAUGAGGUCGAGCUCCCAAUGAGCGUGGCCCAAUGUUUGUGGCUUUGGCAUCUGCGACCAACAAGGAAAUCUGAC